Molecule: messenger RNA, 2726 nt
Organism: Panicum virgatum (switchgrass)
Lineage: Eukaryota; Viridiplantae; Streptophyta; Magnoliopsida; Poales; Poaceae
Product: protein NARROW LEAF 1-like
Exons: 6
Coding region: 508-2253 (581 amino acids)
Source: RefSeq, a predicted model, not a curated record
GGAGAAAAAAGUUUACAAAAUCCAAGAAAUAUGUCCCCCUCCGCUCCUCCGGCCCACUCUCUCUCCUCGCUUUCUCUCUCUAGACUCUAGAGGAUAGGGACCAGACGACAAGGCCGCGCCCUGCCCUCCUCUCCUACUGGCCGGUGGUGGUCUCCCUCCGCUCCCCACACCAACCACUGCGGCCGCCGGCCAUGGCGCUCCGCUGCCCCGCUCCCCGUCUCACUCUCACAUAGCGCCCCGCCGACCGGACCGGGUGCGGUAGCGAGCCCAGAGCGAGGGCGGCCGGGAGGGAGGCCCCCCGUUCCAUCCUCCCCUCAGCUGCUGGAUCCUCCGCCCACCGCCGCGGCCGCUCCUCUCGCGGCCUAGUGGGGCGGAGAGCGGACGGGGAUCUGCCCGUGCGGGCUUCGGCCGGUUCCCCCCUCUGCCGCCGGAUUCUGCUCUCCCAUGCUACAAUAGUACAACAUUGAAGGCUUCAAAAGUCUACAAGAACUAGAUGAUACUUGCAUAAUGCAGCCCUCAGAUAUUUGGAAGGCGCAUGCAGGUUCAUCGCAGUCAGAGGGUUCAGCUCUGGAUAUGGAGAGAAACGGAUGCAAUCAUAAUUGUUGCCCAUCUCCUCUCCAACCAAUCGCCUCAGCUGGUCAGCACUCUGAAAGCAGCGCUGCAUACUUUUCUUGGCCUACAUCUACUCUAAUGCACGGCUCAGCCGAAGGCCGUGCUAAUUACUUUGGGAAUCUACAGAAGGGUGUGCUACCAGGACAUCUUGGUCGCUUGCCAAAGGGGCAGCAAGCCACCACCUUACUUGAUCUAAUGAUUAUAAGAGCAUUCCACAGCAAGAUCCUGCGCCGAUUUAGUCUUGGUACAGCAAUAGGCUUUAGAAUCAGGAAAGGAACAUUAACCGACACACCUGCCAUCCUUGUAUUUGUUGCUCGAAAGGUUCACUGGAAGUGGAACAGCACUACACAAUGUCUUCCAGCUGUCCUUGAGGGACCUGGGGGGGUGUGGUGUGAUGUUGAUGUUGUUGAAUUUUCUUAUUAUGGUGCACCAGCCCCUACACCAAAGGAACAACUGUAUGAUGAGCUUGUUGAUGGAUUGCGUGGUAGCGAUCCUAUCGUAGGCUCAGGUUCACAGGUGGCUAGUCUUGAGACCUAUGGGACUUUGGGUGCCAUUGUGAAGAGUCGAACUGGCAAUAAGCAAGUUGGGUUCCUUACAAAUAGACAUGUUGCAGUUGAUCUGGAUUAUCCUAAUCAGAAGAUGUUCCAUCCACUGCCUCCUAAUCUUGGACCUGGAGUUUACCUUGGUGCUGUUGAGAGAGCAACAUCAUUUAUAACAGAUGAUGUUUGGUAUGGGAUCUAUGCAGGAACAAACCCAGAAACUUUUGUCCGAGCUGAUGGUGCCUUUAUACCUUUUGCUGAUGACUUUGACAUUAGUAGUGUCAGCACUUCGGUUAAAGGAGUUGGAGUCAUUGGUGAUGUGAAGGCAAUUGAUCUGCAGUCCCCAAUUGGCAGUCUCAUCGGGAGACAAGUUGUCAAAGUUGGAAGAAGUUCUGGUCUGACAACAGGGACUGUUGUCGCAUACGCUCUUGAGUACAAUGACGAGAAGGGAAUAUGCUUCUUCACUGACUUUCUUGUCGUCGGGGAGAACCAACAAACAUUUGAUCUUGAAGGGGAUAGUGGAAGCCUCAUAAUCUUAACAGGACAAGAUGGUGAGAAGCCACAGCCUAUAGGGAUUAUAUGGGGUGGUACAGCUAAUCGGGGAAGGUUGAAGCUAAAAAGUGGUCAGGGCCCGGAGAACUGGACAAGUGGAGUUGACCUCGGCCGCCUUCUUGAUCUUCUGGAGCUUGAUCUGAUUACAACAAGUGAAGGGCUACAAGCUGCCCUGGAAGAACAAAGGAUCACUCUAGCUGCUGCUGCUAAUUCAAAUGCCACAGAAUCAUCACCUGUUGCUGGCCCUCAAGAGAAUGAUAAAGUCGACAAGAUCUAUGAGCCUCUUGGCAUCAACAUCCAGCAACUUCCCCGAGACGGUUCUGCCACCUCGACGGACCAACCCAAUGAGAAUGUUGAAGAGCAUCAGUUCAUCCCAAACCUGAUUGGUAUGUCUAAUAUGCGUGAUGGCCAAGAAGGCAACGGUGAAUUGAACAACUUGAUGAUCUUGGAAAAUUCACCUGAUGACAUUUGUAUUGGUCUGCAUCUGGGAGAGCGGGAACCGGAAAGGCUGCGCUCUGAUUCGACGCUGGACAUCGACCUGCAGAAGUGAGGCUGCUAUGGCAGCAGACGUGUAGGAUGCUGCAAUUUAUUCCACCAUCCAGCUUGUAUGGAUCAAUGAAGGGAAUUUGUGACUACAAAGGAAAUAAUCUAUUUCGGAACGACCCGGACCUAUUUCCCUGCUUGGAGCCAGUUUGAGUUCAGCUGUGAAGCUCCUGAAGCUGGUUACUCCUGCAGUUUUUGCAUCUAGCGUCUAGUAUGUAGUAAGUGCGUGCCUCAGUUAGAUCGAGGCGCCUUAUUCCUUGCAUGUAAUUCUGUCAUUUACUGUAUGCUUUGUGUGUGUACAGCACGAAGCAAUGUGAAAUCGAGCAAGGGCAACCAGAGCUUGAGAAGCUUUAAGCUUUAGAAUUGCAACUGCAGCCAGAUGGAUUGCAAUAAAGCUGGAUUUUUUUGGACUAAAUCCUAGAGAUUUGGAUCCUGAAUUUCCUCUAUUCAAGCAGCAGUUUAGCCAUUUUCUGAUCAAAA